AUGCACACUGCCAAUUCUUCUAAAAUUGAGAUCACCACCUUCUUCCUGAUUGGAAUCCCAGGACUGGAGCACCUCCAUGAAUGGAUCUCAAUUCCCAUCUGCUUCAUGUACCUGCUGGCCAUCCUCGGCAAUUGCACCAUCCUCUUUGUGAUCAGGACAGAACCCUCGCUCCACGCGCCCAUGUACUAUUUCCUCUCCAUGCUGGCUAUCUCUGACCUGGGCCUGUCCUUCUCCUCCCUCCCCACUAUGCUGAGGACCUUUGUUUUCAAUGCUACAGGAAUUUCUCCAAAUGCCUGCUUUGCUCAAGAAUUCUUUAUCCAUGGAUUCACAGAUAUGGAGUCCUCAGUGCUCCUGGUCAUGUCCUUCGACCGCUUUCUGGCCAUACGAAACCCUCUAAGAUACAAUUCUAUCCUCACCAAUGCCAGAGUCGCCAAGAUGUGCCUGGUGUUUUCCAUUAAAAGCAUGGUCUUAAUGCUCCCGUUUCCUUUCGCUCUCAAAAGUUUGACAUAUUGUAAGAAAAGCCAACUUUCUCAUGCUUAUUGUCUCCAUCAGGAUGUCAUGAACCUGGCCUGCUCUGACAACUCAGUUGACUUUUUCUACGGUUUCUUUGUUGCCCUCUGUAUGCUGUCAGACAGUGUGUUCAUUGCUCUGUCCUACAUAUUCAUCCUGAAGACCGUGAUGGGAAUUGGAUCCCAUAAGGAGCGGCUCAAGGCCCUCAACACCUGUGUCUCCCACAUCUGUGCUGUGCUCAUCUUCUAUGUGCCCGUCAUUGCUUUGGCCUUUAUGCACCGCUUUGGCAAUCACAAAUCCCCAAGUGCCACGAUCCUCAUUGCUGACAUUUUCUUGCUAGUGCCGCCUCUGAUGAACCCCAUUGUAUACUGUGUGAAGACACAGCAAAUUCGUAAGAAGGUUCUGGGAAAAUUGGGUCUAAAAUAA
Messenger RNA from Hipposideros armiger (great roundleaf bat), 936 nucleotides. Its product is annotated as olfactory receptor 51A7-like. Lineage: Eukaryota; Metazoa; Chordata; Mammalia; Chiroptera; Hipposideridae. The record is from RefSeq and is a predicted model, not a curated record. Gene Ontology annotation, molecular function: olfactory receptor activity; G protein-coupled receptor activity. Gene Ontology annotation, cellular component: plasma membrane. The transcript has a single exon. Gene Ontology annotation, biological process: G protein-coupled receptor signaling pathway. The coding region runs from base 1 to 936 and encodes 311 amino acids.